Molecule: messenger RNA, 403 nt
Organism: Cetraspora pellucida
Lineage: Eukaryota; Fungi; Glomeromycota; Glomeromycetes; Diversisporales; Gigasporaceae
Source: the annotation of a GenBank genome assembly
AUGAAUAUACCACAACAACCAUUUGUUUUUUAUAAUCAAAAUAUUCCUAAAAUACCAAAAAAUCCUAGAGUACCAAAAAUACCAAGAAGACCUAGAAUUCCAAAUUAUAUUGCCGCAUGUGGAUGUUGUGGUAAUGAAAAUCAUAAUCAUUAUAAUCCUCAAUGUCCAUUUCAAAAUGGAUUAGUACAACCAUGUUUAAAUCCUAGAUUAAUAAAAUCAAUUAGAGAAUUAAGAUUAAAUGGUAAUGGAAAUAAUAAUAUUCCCCAUAAUGGAAUGGAUUUACAACCUAUAAGAAAUUUACAAAAUCAAUUUCAAAAUCUUCAAAAUCAAUUUCAACAACGUGAUCAAAGAUUGGUUAAUAUAAUUAGACAAUCAGAAAUCCAAUUAGAAACUAUAUUAGAUC